GCGGUGUGGCGGGCCGUUCAAACGGGUUCCGGUUGGCGCCCAGCGGGCGCAGCCAUGGCGGCGCGGCGGACGCGCUCGGCCGGGGCGGCCCCGGGGGGCUCGGCCCCCCCUGCCCCGCGGUGCUGGUCGGAGCGCGGCGCCGGCCCCCCGCCCGCGCAGAGGAAGCCCCUGGUGGAGAGGAAGCGCGUGGGGAGCCCGGUGCCGGCCCAGAUGUUGAAGCGCCCCAUCGUGCUGAAAAAGAUCCAGCCCCGGCGGCAGCAGGUGGCUGAAGCAGCUGCGGCCCCACGGCGCAGUCCCCGGAUCUCAUCCAGCAGUGGCAAGGAGAAUGUUCCGGCUGAGGUCAGCAACGUUGCGGGUCCGUCUACCCCAGCAGAGAAGCCCUUGGUUGAGAUCAGCAGCAGCACGGUCCUGUCUACCCCGACUGAGAAGCCCCCAGCCCACACCUCUCCCCCCCUGGACGAGCGGGACACCCUGAUGGCUCACAAGGUGCGUCGUUCCUACAGCCGCCUGGACGCCACCUUCUCCCCCGGCUCGGGGCUCUCGGACACGUCCACGCCUGACCAGCGCCGCUCCCUCUUUGGUUUCGCCCUGCUGCUGGCCCCCGAUGUCUCCCCCGUUCCCACGGCAGCUGCCCCGGUCCCCGUUGCCCACGAUUCUCCUCCUGACGCCCCCAGCAAGGGGCUAUUGGACACGGACCUGCCCGGCAUUGCCCUGGUCAAGGAGAAGCGCAAGAAGAAGAAGGUGGUGCAGAUCGAUGUAUCGGAGCUGGACGAGUGGGCAGCACAGAUGAACGCUCAGUUUGAAGAGGCCGAGAAAUUCAACCUGACUGUGGAGUGACCCCGACUUCCCCCAACCUCCCCCCCAAACCUACCCCAGUUGUAAAUAGUUGUGCUGGUCCCCCAGCCUCCAUAGGCCGGGCUUUGUAGCAGCCUCAUUAAAGGCUUUGGUUUGUU
This is a messenger RNA of Alligator mississippiensis (American alligator), 953 nucleotides long. It is a transcript of the gene CDCA5, whose product is annotated as cell division cycle associated 5. The coding region runs from base 55 to 837 and encodes 260 amino acids. Lineage: Eukaryota; Metazoa; Chordata; Crocodylia; Alligatoridae. The record is from RefSeq and is a predicted model, not a curated record. The transcript has 6 exons.